Calliphora vicina (urban bluebottle blowfly) is the source of this 10519-nucleotide messenger RNA. It is a transcript of the gene RhoGAP19D, whose product is annotated as Rho GTPase activating protein at 19D. Gene Ontology annotation, molecular function: protein binding. The record is from RefSeq and is a predicted model, not a curated record. The transcript has 15 exons. The coding region runs from base 1626 to 7538 and encodes 1970 amino acids. Lineage: Eukaryota; Metazoa; Arthropoda; Insecta; Diptera; Calliphoridae. Gene Ontology annotation, biological process: signal transduction; regulation of GTPase activity. Gene Ontology annotation, cellular component: cytoplasm.
UCUUUUCUUGUUCAUAAGUUUUUCUUCUUUCCUUGCAAACGCCAUGUAGAAUAUAUACGCGCAUGUAAUCGAUUUAUAAAAAAGGUGUAUUUAGUUCAAUUUCUAUAAAAUAUUGUGUUAUUUAAAUAAUAUAAAUACUUAACAAGUGCUGAAACAUCAAUUACAAUUGAGAAUAUCUAAUUUAACAACGAAAUUUUCCAAAUGGAAAAAAAGAUGGUGCAUUGAAAAAAUUUCUGUGGUUUUCUUUUACUUGUCCAUCGUCGUAUUUUUUUAUAUUUUAUUUCUUCUCAUCUCAUACACGACCAACUAUAAUUUUCCAGUGUCAAAAAGUGAGUGCAAAAGAAAGGAAUAAAAGUGAAAAAAUAAAUACAAAAAAAUUCUUAAUUUUGGAAAAGUUAUGAAAAAGUGAAAGAAAAAUAAAUUAAAAAUUUAUAUAAAACAAAUAAUGUGUACAUGAGAUAUUUGAAACAACGAAAUAAAUAGAAAAGCAAGAAUUGUUAUAAAAUUAUUGAAUUUAUGGUACAAAAUUGUGUUGAAUGGGAGUGUGUGGCUGUGUAUACAAAGUGACGAAAGAUAAAACUGCAUGAAACAGAAACAACUUUUUAAUUUGUUUUAGCACUGCCGCUAUUAUUACUCUAAAGUUCUAAAUAACAAAAUAAGAAAAAACAAUAACAACAAAAUAAUAAUACAUAAUUUAUUGUAAAAUAAUAAAUAGUGCUUUAAAUGAAACUUAACUUAAGAAGUGCUUUCUUAGUUGUUUGCAAAUAAAAUAAAAACAACAAUAAGAAAAAUAAAAAAUCGAGUGCUGUAUUUGUUAAAUCCCUAGGAAUAUUGCGGCAACAAAAACAACUUUAUUGGUGGAUACUUUUUGUGUUGCUUUAUUUUUUCCAAUAGUUUAUAUUUAAUUGUCAGCAAAGAUAAAAUACAACAGCAACAGCAGCAGUAACCAUAUUUGAUCUGCAAAAUAAAAGUGCAAAAAUAAACCUUUUUUAUGAGACCAGAAGAUGGCUGAUUAACCCCAUGAUCGUAACCUUCAUACAGUUAAUGAUGACGAUGGAUAUGACUAUGACUACGGAGACCUAAUGCAUGUUGUUUGUUCUUCAAUAUUCAACGCUCGCUCUCUUCUUACACUUGUUACAAAAAUAAGCAGCAGCAGCAGCCAGUCUACAAAACAGCUCAAGCUACUAAAUAGAUUGAUCUUUUGAUGAACACUCAGCUCAAACUCUGAUCUUGUGCAAUUUGAUACCAAUUGUGAAUGCCACUUAGUUGGAAAUUAUUAUUACGACUACAACGUCGAAGACGACUACUACAACAGCUUCUACAAUAAAGAUGUUAAAAUCACAUCAUCGUCAUCAUCAUCAGCAGCAACAACAACCACAACAACAACGUCUAUGUCUAUGCUUAUUUUUCUUCUUCACUCCAUGCAAAUUAAACUGACAUCAAUACAGUAACGGACGGACAGCAAUAGCAACAGCAGCAGCAACAACAGACGUUGUUGUUGGUUAAUUGGUGGUGCUCAGUAAAAGUUUGAUUAACAGCAACAUCAGCAAACGGCCAUAAGGACCAUUUGGUUGUUUUAGUACAUAGUAUUUUCCAAAAACCAAAAAAAAAAACAGUUUGCCAAAAUGUUGCAGAAUCCGAGCACAACGACAUCGGCUGGUCAACAGCAAAUGCCACAGCCAAAACUUGUUGUUAUACGACGACGACCAAAUCAAGGUUUUGGUUUUACUCUACGUCAUUUUAUUGCUUAUCCACCGGAAGAUGAUCCCUCUUGGCCACAGGAAGCAUCCGAACCGUACCAAGUGAAAGCUAUGGAAACGAUUUUCAUAAAAGAAGUACAUCCGAAUGGACCCGCUUACUAUGCCAACCUGCAGACAGGCGAUCGCGUUCUAAUGGUGAACAACACACCAAUAGCUGGUAUCGCCUACAGUACCAUUGUGUCGAUGAUCAAGCAAACGCCUUCGGAAUUGAAAUUGUUGGUGGUGCCCAAGGAGUGUGAUGUUUUGCAAAUGCAUUAUACAAGUAUUGCUCAUACCCCACAAUCAAAUGUUACCAAUGUAGGAAAUGGUAAUAGUGCCUCCUCUGCCUCUAAUAACACUAACAACUCCUCUUCUAUGUCAUCGUCGUCGUCUGGUGCUCUUUUACCUCUGUCUGUGGCGAUGGUGGGUAAACCUUUUCCUCUACAACACCAGCAACAUCAAUUGAUCUCAUUUCCUGCUUCUCAGCAGGCCAGUCGUUCCGGUAGUAUUACUAGCACUAACAGUCUAAGACCUUUAACAAAUUCGGAUUAUAUGGAUAUAGCAACAGCCCAGAGUUAUCAUCAUCAGCAACAACAACAACAGCAACAUCAACAACAUUCAGGCAAUAUACUUACACAUAGUGAUAGUGGCAGUUAUUUGCGUUCUCCACCAGCAAAUCUAACAGUAUUAACCCGCCAACAACAAUUGCAACAGCAACAAAACGCUGCCGCUUUUUAUGCUUCAAAUGCCGCUGUUGACACCAGCGAUUUAAUGAUACGCUUACGUGAAUCCAUUAAACAAAAAGAAGAAUUCCUUAAAUCACCAUUACCAAAUGUUCAUCAACAGCACAACUCGCAACAGCAACAGCACCACCACCAGCAACAACAACACUUCUUUCCCAAUACACCGCCAUCAGGCAGUCCCCAGUUGUCUAUGAUUUCAACAUCGUCGACGUCAGUGGGAUCAUCAGGUUUAGGUGGUGCUAUCAUUCGCAAUAAUGAUGCCACCGCUCGAGGACAAGCGCGCACAUUAGUUAAACAACCCUUGUCGGCCACAUCAUCUUCGUCUAGUACAAGAGAAUUACUAACAGCAAGCUGUGAUAUGCAUUACGCACCGAAUUUAGGCUCCAGUACAACUGGAGUUGCGUCAGGAUUAGUUGGAGUAGGUGGUGGAGCUACAACUUAUGGAACUUCUGGUACAUCAACGGUUAUGGCACGCGGUCAUCUGCAGCAGCAAAGAGCGGUCACUUCAACAACAACCAAUGGAAGUUCAUUAGUUCCAACAUUGCGUGAUAAAUAUCUUCAUAAGGAUUAUGAAUUCUUAGAAACCUUACAGGAAACUGGUGUUACUAAUAAAGUAUUUGAAAGCAAAUUGAAUUCUCAUUUAUCUCGAGGUUUUGAUCCUUUCAAAGCUUUAUCUAUCAAUACAAAUACUAUUGAAUCUUCUGCGGCCCCGGGCAAUGUUAUAAUGAUGAAAAAACCGGGUGUUUUAUAUGAUUCACUGCAGCAUCACCCAUUGGCACAAAUGCAGGUGCAACAACAGCAACCACAACAACAUCAUCAUCUGCCACAGCAGCAUCCGCACCAAUAUCAGCAAACAACGGCGCCAAAGACGACAAUAAUUCCCAUUGCAGUUGCUGCAACAUCAGCCGGACCAUCAUCAACAAGCACUAGCAUACCAACUUCAGCGGCAACAACAACAAAUCAAGCCUCGGUGUCUACUGUCGAUGGACAUCGUUAUAGUCGCAUGGAAAUUCAUAAAGCUAGUUUAGCCACCACAACAAUCGAUCAUCAAAUAAACAGCAAGUUUGCUAGUAAAUUAACGGAUGUUAAUGCAAAAUCAACAUUGACCGAUAUAGCCGAAAGCGGUACAAGCAGUGCAACAUCAACAAGAGCAUCCACUAUGACUGACUUAACGGAAAUAAACAAAUCUUCAACAACUCCGGUUAUAAGACGAAUUAGGCCUAUGUCUUCAUUUGAUGAGCCAAAACAUAUGCGCCGGAUUUCAUAUUUGCGUGCAACUAACGAUGACUAUCACUGUGAAACAUCCCUAUCGUCAUCGUCUGUUGCGAACACUUCAACCGGUAGUGUCAACGAAAGUCUAUCGACAAAAUCUGCUACGGUAUUAUCGCAACACAUUGAAGAACAUCCUGAUCCGAUUUAUGAUGUCGUUAGUGGUGGUGGCGAUAGUGGUGCUGCUGACAGCACAAGCGAAUCAUUAGAUGCACUGGAAGAUUUAAAAUUAGAAAAUUCUUCUCGUAGCAGUCGCAGAACAUCUGUUAAUAGUGAUAUAAGGCACAGUGUUCUCAUUGAUAGUAUACCCAGUAUUGAUAUAAAUAGUAAAUUUGAAACAAAAGAUGUUGCAACCGAAAUGGAAAUAUUUGAAACUGAAAUGGAAAUAAAAUCGACUUGUAUUAAUGGCAAACGACUUUCUGAAUAUCGUUCUUGGCGACAAGUAAAAAUCGAGAUUAAAGGAGAUAUAUUAAAAAUAUACCCCAGCCGCAAUACAAAAUCCGAUAAUAGUAUGAUAGAACUCGACAUUAGAAAUUAUAAUAUAUUUGAUGAACCUGAUAAAAAGAAAUAUGUAUUUCGUAUGCAAUCGAAACCCUCACCGAUAGCCACUUUAGGCAAUGAACUGAAUUUAGAUGAUACGAAUGAUAAGUUAACAUCAUCGAGUAGUUCGACAAACGUACCUCAACAGUCAUUACAUAGCGAUACACAUUAUCAACCACAUACAGAGAUUUAUUUCAAAACUAAAAGCAGUACGGAAAUGAAGAGAAUAUUUGGUUUAUUACAAUGGAAGAAUAGUUUAAAUUAUGAUGACAAUGAUCUACAAGGUAAACAGCUAGCGGAACCACAAAAAACAGCCGCAACUGCUAGCAUGUCUACAUCAACAUACUGUGAUGAUAACGUACAACACCCACAAUCAGCGCACCAUUUACAAGCCGAACAUUCGCCGCAUAGUUCUGCGUCACGUAGUGAAUUAGAAGCUUCAGAUUCUAUAUCACCUGUGAUGAAAACUCGCAAAUCAUCUUCCCACAAAAAUAUACCCGACAAAGAUUUAGGUUCGCCAAAGGCCAAAAACUGGAAGGAUUUAUUGUUUCGUCGAGGUGGUGGAAGUAGUAGUAGUGGCGGCCAUAAUGCUGACCUAUCACCUUCAAAUCUGUCUUCAUCCUCCAAGACUAUUGGUUCUAUAGGUGUACCACUAAAAACGUGUCCCAUGUCCAAAAACAACGAAUAUGUACCAACUUUGGUUGAAGUAUGUACAAAUAUCGUUGAAACUAAAGGGUUGGGAGUGGUUGGAAUAUAUCGUAUACCCGGCAAUAAAGCUGCAAUAUCUGAGUUAUCAGAUCAAGUUAACAAAACCGACUUUUCUUGGGACCGUUGCAAUACAGACGUAAGAUGGGAGGAUGUCAAUGUCGUUUCGAGUCUUUUGAAAUUGUUUAUAAGAAGUUUACCGGAUGCCCUGCUACCCAGUUCCUUUUAUAAUCAUUUCAUUGAGGCCGAUAAGAAGGUGGGAAUGGAACGUUUACGAGAAAUAAAACAACUAUUAGAAGAUUUGCCGCCGUAUUCGUAUGAGACGAUGAAACAUCUGUUUCGCCACUUGAAUACAGUCAGUAAGCAUUGUGACGUCAAUUUAAUGGAGCCAAAAAAUUUGGCAAUUAUUUUUGGUCCUUCUAUAAUACGAACGCCCAAUGAUACGUUAGAUAUAGCCGUAAAGGAUAUGAAACAUCAAUGCAGGAUUGUGGAACUCCUUUUGACAAAUUAUGAUUACUUCUUUGAAAAUGGCAAAACCCCAGAUAUUGAAGAUGUUUGUGGUAAUAAUUUGGCUCCAUCUACGUCGUCAUCGGCAACCGGAGUGUCGGCUGCACAGCAGCAGCAAGAGAAUCAAACAAAUAUGUUAUUACACAACAUUUCGAAAAUCGAACGUUUUAAUGAACGUGAAUCAAGCUCGUGCAACACGACAUCACGCACGUCACGUUUUAUGCCGCAACUAGGGAAAAAGAUACGAAAACCUGGUGAUAGUAGGGUAAGCGAAAUUAAAUCUAAAUCUUUUCACACAUCCACAUCCAAUUCUAUCACCAAUACCAACAUUAUUACCAACACAAAACACUCUAUUACUACACCUAUACUUCUUACUACAAUCACCAAGAACACUCUAAAAAAUAUAUGCAAAUCAACACCCAAUAUUUCCACACUUAAUACACGUUCAGUUUCAAAUCAUACCCGUAAUGCGUCUAACGUUGCUGGUGAAUCAGCGGCAGCAUAUCGUCAAAGACGUAAAGCUGUUCCAACUAUUUAUGAUUUUGGUGUAACUUUACGUUUACAUUUUCAGUCAACCAGUGCAACCACAACAGCCACUUCCUCAUCGAGUAGCAGCAGCACGACGGCUUCAUCAACAAAAAAGACUUCAAAGAAGAGUGAAAGUCGUAGUAUUUUGGGUCACCGACAUGGUCGUAAGACUAGUUUGGAUGAAAAGGAUUCGGGCAGUUGCAGCGGUAGCAGUAUUGCCAAGGAAGCACAACGUAAUAGUGUGGACAUUUCGAUAACGCUAACCGAUGAUGAAAGCAGCAUUAGCCAUGUCAGCGAUACUGGUUCUAUGUCCCUGAGUGCUGUUACCAAUGCGUUGGAAGAUAAAUUAAAAAUAUUUAAAUAUGGUUCUGAAUCAAAUGAUGAAAAUGGAUCUCCAGAUAUUCCCGUUCAAACACGCCGCUACACAAUUGGUGAACCUCUUCUUCUGCAUUCUGAAAACAUUCCUUAUGCCGAUGAGUCACCUGAAAGGCAUUUUCACAAUUUUUGCCCGAUUGAGAGUAUAACUGGAAAUAAUUUAAUGGUUAGUCGCUCGUGUGCAUCAACUAACACUCUGAUGAAUGCCAAAAUGAACAAUGAAAAACCCACAUCAACACUUACAACUACCUACAAAACAACACAUAAAUUGCAACACUCGGCCACAGCCCCCAUAAAUUCAUCACUGGGAAGUGUGGGUGGUGGUUUAACAUCUCCUCCAACUGCAGCAUCCACACCCACUUCUAGUGCGCUUAAGGGGAAUUUAACAGCAUCAACUGCAAGAAAUUUGUAUGCAACUAGCAAAAACUUACGAUUCUCUUCAUCCGUACAGGAACAAAGGUGUUCCGAAGAUGAUUCCGAGGGUUCUACAACAAGUGAUCCUAAAGAAGCUUUAGUAAUGGCAUCACCAUCAUUUCUUCUAGAUAAGUAUAAUAAAAAGCGUAGAGAUCAUCGACUGUUUCGUUCGGCUUCUUUCAAUUGUCGUAAUUAUUCUUCGCGUUAUGGGGGCAGUGGCGCCGCAGCAGGUGGCGUUGGUUCGAAUAUGCCAACAACUGGUUUAACUAAAGAUGAAAAGACUGAUAUGAAUCUAACUAAAAAACGUCAAAUACAAAACAAACAAAAUCGUUCGAUUAAAAGAAGGCAUACAGUAGGAGGUCCCCAUGAUUAUAGUGGUGGUGGUGGAGGCGCAGGUUCAAAUAAUUGCAAUCAUCAUUGCAAAAAUAUCACCAACAAUGCAUCUAACAACUCAACCGCCUCGAACACAUCUUCGGUAGUAAGACGUAAUCCCUUAUCUAGCGCCAAUGGUAAUAUACCCAAUAACAACAACAAUAACAAUAAUAUGCAACACGAUGAAGGAGGUAGCAGCAGUACUAGUAAUGGCAACAAUAGUAGCAGUAGUAAUAGUAGUAGUAGCACUAAUAAUGCGGCCACUGUUAAUGUUGCUAAUUCGGCUGGCGAACACGUACUUGAAGUGGGCAUACGUUUUAAGAAUAUGAAUCGUGGUCGCUUUUAAGUCUAUAAUAUACUACACACAACAACAAAACAAAUAAACUAAUACUUGGAGGAAUAAAAUUCCUUAGUGUUAAAAUAAACAAAUAUGGAAAUUAUGUAUGUAUAUUAAAAAUAAAGUAACAAAACAAUUUUACAUAUUUGGUCAACAACAAAUUAAAAAAAGCAAAACAUAUUUAAAUUAUAAUUAAAUUAAAAACAAAAACAAAAACCCACCCUCCCAGCUUCUUACAUUUAAAGAGUAAAAUACUAGUUAUUAUUGAGUACAAUCAUCAUCAUGAUAUCAUUAUUAUUAAAGAAUGGCUGACGUAUGUAUAUUUGACGUUCUUUCAGAGUUCAAAAGAAUCGAUAUAAAUGAAAUUUGAAAUUCAAGUAAAAAAUUAUUUAGUUUGUGAUCGACUACAAAUUACUUAAAUUUAAAAAAAAUAAUAUGUUUAAAUUACCCGCUAUUUAAAAUGGAAGUUACCAUUAGUACUUAAAUGUCUUGUUCAAUUUAUUGUGGUUCCUUUUUCCAUUACUGUACGAAAAAAAAACUGAAUUAAAAUAAAAGUUAAUUCUUUAAGAACUCUGAUUCGUGGCAAGCAUCAUAUACAAAGGCCAUUUUAUUCUAUAACAAAAUCAUCUUUUGUAUACUGUUUAAAUAACAAGUGUAUAAAUAGCUAAAGCAAAAAGUAUGUGGAAGAAAAUUGUGUUACUUCUGAUUAACCAACAAAACACCAAUUAGUAUGUAAGUUCAAAAGAAAAUUAAAAUUUAAAUUAUUAAAGAUUCAUUGUUGUUAAAUUUUUCAACAGACAUAUAUGUAUGCAUAUAUUUUGUUUAUGUUCUAUGUGUACAACAUCAAAAAAGAAACAAAUCAAGUAUAAACAUGUGUAGUAUUAGCAAUCAUUUACACAAAUCAAUAUUAAAAUUAUAAUAAUAAUAAUGAUAAUAUUUAUAGAGAUACAAAACGAAGAAAAAACGUAUACUUAGUACAUAAAUAUAUAUAAAAACAUUCAAGCUUAAAAAAGUGUAACUAAGAACUAAGAAAAAAAGCGCACUUAAUUAUUUUACUUUUAAAAAUAUUUUGAAACCAAAAAUUCUUUACUGUUUUUAACCUUUGGCCACGCCAACACUAUUUUGUCCCCUUAAAUUUUAAUAGUUCUAUUAGGUUUUUAUAACUAAUUUGUAUAAAGUAGUUUAUUUUAUUUUUACAUGCUUAUGUAUGUUCUUUAUAUUUUAUUUGUAAAAAGUAAUUAUUUUUAGCAACAUAAGUUUUUAAUAGAGAGACUUUUAUUACAAUGUUAAUUGUUUGUAUUUUUUAUUUUGUAAAUUUGAUGAAAAACAAAAUCAAACACAGUUUUGUCUUGGCGAAUAUAACAUCCACAUCAUAUGUUCUCUAAAUUUGAAUAAUUACCACCCCAAUGGGUGGUAAUAAACUUUCUGAAGUUUAUUGUAAAACUAUAAUGCUAUUGAACAUCAUACUGGGGCAAAUUUUAAAAUAAAUAGUAAUAAUACAAAUUUGACGAAAAAUGUUUUUGAAUUUAAAACCUUUUGACAGUUAAAAGCAAUAUACAACAUUUUGCCUUUUCUUUAAUUAUGACAGGUGCAAUGUUUUUGAAAUUGCAUGCUGAAUGUAUUCACACUAUUUUAUUUUUACAAAAUAUCAGUAUUUCUUAAUAUUUUACAUCUUAAAAUGUGUACAAGCAUCUCUUAAGUGUUUAAGCUUUCCGCCUCUUUAUUUAAUUUUUAAAACAAAAUAAUAAACACCCAAAAUUCCGCAAUUAGUUGCUCAAACUUUUCAGAUAUACACAACUGCAUGAGUAUCCUUAGAAACUUAUAAAUCAAAUUCAUAUUAACAUAUUCGACCACAAUUGAAGCAUUAACUUCCUCCUCAGAAAGUAUAUUUAUGUACAAAGUACAUGUACAUUAUAAAGUGUUUGAUGUUGAGACAGACAACUAUCAGUUAUGUAAAAUUCAAGACUCCUUCCCAUGUAUAUUUUUCUUUAUUUUAUAGUUAGUAUUUUAGUUAAUUUUUGUAAAAUUAAUCAAAUUUAAGUGAAAAACAUUAUUUAAAUGAUCUUUUUACAAAGAAAUUUUUCUUGUAACGAAAAAAAAAAAUAAACGUUCAACGCAUAAUUUUUAAAAGUAUUUGUUUUUAUUUAUUUACAAUAUCAAACAUUUCUAUACAAAUGUUUAGUUUAUAUUAGUCUGCUAACAAAGAAAAAAAAGAAACCUUAUGUUGCUAUUUUGUAUGUAAAUGUUUUUUGUAUAAAUUUUUUUUUAAACUAAAUUAAGUUUUAUAAAGCAUAAGAAAGUUUUGAAUGUUAUACAUAAAAAAGAAAACAAAACAAUAAUAAAAGGCAAGAGUUUUUGUUAGAUAUGAAUUUAGUUAUGAAGGUGUAUGUAUUACAUACGUUGCUGAUUGUUGACUUUUAGAAUUAUUAUUAUUUUUUUUAUUUAGUUUUUCUAAAUAUAAGCUUAAAACAGAAAAGUGAUUAAACUGCACUUUAAAAUCUGAAAUAAUUGCGUAUUAAAAUCAUAUUUUUAUUGUAAAAUAAAAACAAAAUAUAUAUAUAUUAAAUUAUUGAAAUGCAAACAUACAAACCUUAAGCCAGAAAUAAAACCAACUGCAACAAAAGCUAGUAUUCGAAAUAAUUAACAAAAUAAAAAUUAUUGUAUUCAUGUAUACAUGUAUACAUUUUGCUAAAAUAAUAAUUCAAAAAUUCUAUAAUAGUGUCAGACAAAUUUAUUCAAUAUGUUUGAUACAAAUUUGUUUGAGUUAUACAUACAAACAUAAGAACGUAAAAUACAACAAUCCCAUAUUAUAGUAAUAUUAUUAAAAAAAAACAAUGUAAUAAUUGUGUUUAUCAUUAUAAUUAAUAACACAAAUAACACAAGAAAAGUACAGCAUGUAUGAACAUUUCAUCAUUAUUGUAAUAAAUACACCGAAACAUUUAGAACUAAAACAAGAAAUAAAUAUAUAUAUACAAAAAUUUCAAGAAAAA